AUGGAUCCACUAAGCUUGAGUGCCAGCAUCAUCGCCGUGCUACAGCUUACUGGAAUGUUACUGUCGUACAUAAAUGAUAUGCAGAAUGCGACGAAAGAUCAAGCACAAUUAGCAGUAGAGGUCUCAAACAUCUACAGUCUCCUCAUAUCUCUCAGGUUUCGGGUAGAGCAGUCUAAUUGUCACGAUCCGUGGUUCACGGCUGUACGCAGCCUGGGAAUAGAAGAUGGACCUCUUGAACAGAUAAGGAGGGCUCUACAGCGAUUAGUACCAGAGGUUGAACCAUCCCGCGGCAUGAAGAAGCUAGGAAAGCAGCUUAUGUGGAAGUUUGAGAAGUCUGAGAUGGGUGAUAUUCUGGACCAAAUCGAACGAAUCAAAACACUUGUCAGCAUUGCUCUCACCGAUGACCUUUUCAGUCUUUCCCAAGCCAUGAAACAAGAGCUCAGUGCCAUAGGUAAAAGAGUGUCUGGGAUCAAUGAUGGAGUCAUAGCACUUCAUGACCGUCAGCAGAGAAUAAGCGAGGGUGUUUCGGAUAUUAGUGUUGGUGUGACUUUCCUCAAUCUAGGACAGCAAGAGGAGGAGCGUCGCAAGAUUGAAGAAUGGCUGUCUCCAAUAAACUUCAAGUCUAGACAACAAGAGAUCUUGAAAGGUGCGGAACCUGGCACCCGCCAAUGGCUCUUCAAUUCCGAGAAGUUCCGAAAUUGGAUCGACGCAGGUCGAGGUAGUCUAUGGUGUCCUGGGAUACCUGGUGCGGGCAAGACAGUUACCUCGUCACUCAUCAUCGAUCACUUGCAAUCAAAGUACCAAACAGGAGAUGUUGCAGUGCUUUGCCUGUUGUGCAACUACAGAGAUCGAGCGGCCCAAAGUGCAGAAACUUUCAUGGCGAAUUUGUUGAAGCAAGCCAUACAACAGAAACGGAUCCUCUCACCGGAGCUCAAAAACAUGUACGAUGAGCGCGAUCAGGGUCGGCCAAAUUUUACCAAAUUAGCAGAGUUGUUCAGUCACGAAAGUAGUUACUUUUCCAAGGCGUUCGUCCUGAUAGAUGCUCUGGAUGAGACUUCAGAGCAUGAAGACAUUAGAAGGCUUCUGCUAUCGGAGCUUCAAAGACUACCGAUAAAUCUGCUGGUAACGUCACGGUACGAAAAGUCGAUCGAGCAACGGCUUGAGAAAGCCGAGCGUCUGGAUAUAUGGGCCAUGGCUGCGGAUGUUCAAACCUACGUAAAAGCUCGAAUCCCUUCUGAAACCUUACUCGCACGGCAUAUCCAAGCAGAUCCAAGCUUGGAGAAGACUAUUGUGGAUAAGAUAGUGGAAAAGUCGCAAGGGAUGUUCAUUAUGGCUAGAUUCCACAUGGAUUCCCUUGUGACUAAGACCAAGCGUAAAGAUGUUCGCAAAGCCCUGGAAAGCCUGCCACCAGAACUGGAUGGGAUAUAUGAGCAGACGAUUGAACGGAUUGAAGGCCAAGGCAAGGAUUACUCAGAACUGGCCAAAAGAGUCUUCCUCUGGGUUGCAAAUGCCCAUCGGCCACUGUCGCCGGUCGAGCUGCAACACGCGGUUGCUGUCCAGCCUGGUAUGACCGAGCUAGACGACGAAGAUCUAGACGACCAAGACCUGUUGGUCUCAGUCUGCGCCGGUCUUGUAGUUCUUGAUGCAGAGACUCAUACACUUCGCUUCACCCAUUACACCACGCAGGAGUACUUCGACCGCAAAGGAGAGAGCCUUUUCGGGGAUGCCCACGCUCACAUCGCAACGACCUGUGUAACAUAUCUGGAUUUUGUAGACUCGCCCUUGGACGAUGACGGGUUACAAAUAGCCGGCCAUGGUCCUUUUCUCAAACUCAGAGAACUGUCCAGUCACUACCGCCUGAUGCGCUACGCAAGCACAGAAUGGGCAGAUCAUGCUCGAAGAACAGCAAAUGCACUUGCUGUAGAUACAGUGAUAAAUUUCUUGAAUAAACCAAACCACGUGAUUAUAGAUGAUAUUCUCGAAUACCGUGGCAAUAUCUCCGAGAACAAUCCUAGUGAUGAUUUAUCGCUUCGACCUUCAGCUCUACACAUAGCCGCCAUAUAUGGAUUACAAUACGUGGCGCAAGAACUACUCGAUGAGGGCGCUCCACCAGAAUGUCGCGACUUCUAUGGACGAACCCCUUUGUAUUUCGCGGCCAUGUUUGGUGAACCGCGCAUUGUGGAAAUGCUGGUAGCGAGAGAUGACGUCAAUAUCAAUACUCAAACGAAUCUGCCUUGGUCAUGGACACCUCUAAUUGUGGCAGUAUCUCACAACCGAUUGGAGAUCGUACGAGCCCUGCUGCAAGGCGGAGCUGAUGUGAGCCUUCGUUCAAAGGAUGGUACAGCAUUGACUCUCGCGAUCCGGAACGGGGAUGUAGCCAGUACCAAGCUUUUGCUUGAAGCUGGAGCCAGCCCUGAUACUCGAGAUGAGAACAACAAUCCUAUGAUAUUCAGGGUAUUUCAAGCGGCCAACUUUUGGUCGGGUACAGACGGGAUGUCUUCCUCAGUACUACUCAUGGAGCUCCUGCAAAAACACGGGUCUGAUCUCAAAGCCAAAGACAAAUCACAAAGGACCCUUCUGCACAUGGCAGCCGAGCAAGGCGAUUUCAAAGCUGCACAAGUGCUACUUGCUAAAGGCCUUGAUCGCAAAGCUGUCGACCUCGACGGUCAAACGCCACUGGAUAAAGCUCUCGGCUGCGGACCACCGACUUAUAUCCAUAAAACUGCUCACUAUAAAUUCGAGGCAUGGCGUGCUACCAUCGUAGAACUACUAUCCGAAAAGGAGUCAGGGGUUGAUAGUAUUGACGGUUCUUGUGACGCCCCAACAGCGAGCUCGCAAUGA
Molecule: messenger RNA, 2841 nt
Organism: Letharia lupina
Lineage: Eukaryota; Fungi; Ascomycota; Lecanoromycetes; Lecanorales; Parmeliaceae
Exons: 3
Coding region: 1-2841 (946 amino acids)
Molecular function (GO): protein binding
Source: RefSeq, a predicted model, not a curated record